Molecule: messenger RNA, 1927 nt
Organism: Mya arenaria
Lineage: Eukaryota; Metazoa; Mollusca; Bivalvia; Myida; Myidae
Product: probable methyltransferase-like protein 24
Exons: 6
Coding region: 11-862 (283 amino acids)
Source: RefSeq, a predicted model, not a curated record
GCGAAAAAGGAUGACAUUCUUAAAGAGAAAGUCACUUCGAGCAGGAUUUGUGAUUUUAUUUAUUGUAUCUGUUUUGUUAUUACUCUACAUAUCUGACCUGCUUCCUUUCGGGGCAAAAUGGGACGACGGAAAGGGGCAGGAGAGGGAAGUCCUUCCAUCUAUCCAGGAAAUGCAUUCUAUGUCACAUGCAGAACUCGCCCUUUUGUAUCAUAAGUACAUCAACACUGUGCAGGUGCUAUGUAAGAGGAUAGUGCGCAUCGGGAAUCUGGGAGAAGGGGGCUGGGAGGUGUGUGAGGAUCCUGAUGUCAAGCCAUCCAGACCAUGUCUCGUGUACUCAUUCGGGAUCAACAAUGAUUUUAGCUUUGAUGAUAUGGCAGCUGACAGAUACGGAUGUGAUGUUUACUCCUUUGAUCCAAGUAUGAACAAAUACCCAGAAGGCUCUAGAGGCACUAGGAAGUGGUUCUACCAGACAGGGCUCUUUGAGACAACAGAGAAAUUCCAGAAUGGCUGGCAGGUCAGCACUCUACAAGACCUCUUAAAGAAACACAACCAUGAGCAGGACAAACUAGAUGUUUUGAAGAUAGACAUUGAGAAGUAUGAGUGGCUUUCAUUGACACAAAUAUAUGAAAAUGGUGGAUUGAAAAAUGUGAAACAAUUAAUUGUAGAAUUUCACAUAACAAUAAUGUCUGGAGACCCAGAAAAACUGGAGUACAUACAGGGUUUAGGCAUUUUAAAAAUGCUGUAUGAUAAUGGAUUUAAGAUUUUUUACUCUCACAGAAAUAUGUGGUGCAAAUUUCAAUCUGAGAUACAGCAUGUUGAUGAUGCUGGUUGCCAUGAAGUGUCAUUCAUUUACAUUCCAUAGUGUACACAUGCAUCUAUGUUAUCAUCCAUUAUAAAUGGUUGUGUAGCUAUUAGUAUCAUCAUGAUUGUGUAUAAAAGUCUUCCAUAUAAAAAUGAUAUAUAUAAAACAAUAUAUAGCUUAUUCAAGAAAUGGUACAGACCACUGAGGGCCUCCUUGCAUUAUAGUGAGGUCCAUUCAAUGUUUGUAGGCUGACUUGGAGUUCGCUUUAAUGUCAGGAGGUCCAAAGUGGUCUGUACCAAUACUUAUAUGAUACCAUACUUCAUAGCCUGGAACUGAAAUAUAUUUUUUUACAUGAAAGAUGAUCUUAUUCUGUAAAACAAGCAGAUAUAAAUUCAGAUGACCGUGAUUGGUCAUUUUCUUGUAUAAGGCCUGCCAACUAUACAUGCAUGUUGAAGAUUAUACUGUUUAAAGGCCCCCUGUCACUUUUAUAAGAAAAGUUGGAAUAUAGUUAUGUAAAGUAUAAUAUCCUCACAUUCUAGAUAAUUCCAUUUUGUAACAGUUACUGGUAUGUUAUAAAGAAAAAUAUUAAAAGAAAAAAACAACAUAACAUGAAACGUCUUAAUGUUAUUUGAAUAAUGUUUAAUGGCUCAUUGAGAUCUUGUCUGGGAUAGCCCAUAAAAGUACACUAAACUUGUUUCCAAUGAUUUGAUUUUUAUUAAAAGCUCUAUUGGCCGAACUUUUGUCUGUGUGUCCGUCAGAGUGUAUGAAAACAAUUGCUUGUGAACGCGAUAAUGUCUUUAGAUUUUAUUGUAUCUGAAUCAAACUUAUAAAGUAGUUAGAUAUUCAUGAGAGUUUGGUUCCUUUUGAUAAUAUGGCCCUUGAAAUUAUUAGUAUUGCUUUUGUAGCAAAGUCUAAAAUUACAGCCUAAGAGAGACAACCAUUUUUCAGAUUGUCAGUUGUUGUUUUUUAUUUUAUUAUUUCUUACUUGUCUUUUUUGGAUGUACCGAUUGAUUGAUUUUCACUUGACUUCUACAGUAGUACUGACUAAAUAAUGGUUCUUUCUGGCAUGACUAGAUUAUGUACCUUGAAAUUGUCAAAAUAACCAUUAAAGUUACUAGCACAGUU